AUGAAAGAAAUUUCGGAAGAUAGUGAAAGUUAUUUCCAUCUGGCCGUGUCCGGUCAGCUGCAAUCAGCCUACUUUCCGAUGGGACCGGAUGGAAGCAGUUUGUUCUGUAGAUACGAUGUUAUCGCCGGUCCAGACUGGGAACUUGUAUCCGGAAUGCGGUCGGGAAUCACACAGAGUGCCAAGGCGAAUGCCGGUGACUAUCGGACGGUGGUGUUCAAUAUGCCGUUAGAGUUCACGCUUAAAUCGACUAAUCCAUACGGUUGGCCACAGAUAGUUUUCAGUAUGUACGGAAACAAUUUCUGGAACGUGGAAACGAAUCGCGGUUACGCAAGAGUACACUGUCCAUUAAGCGGAACUAGUCGUACAGUUCGGGCACCAUUGUUUGUGCCGAAGUUCAACAAUGUUUGGUCGGCUGCGAUGAGCUGGCUUACGGGCAUCAAUCCAGAGCUUCGAGAUCCAAAAAUUUUGGCAGAUGGAUCUAAAUAUAAUGGCUUUGCAUGCGAAAGCUACGGCGAACUGGUGGUUAGUUUGCAGACGAUUUCUCGUGGCUGUAGCAAGAUGGCUCUCGACUGGGGACAAUCCUAUGACUAA
Molecule: messenger RNA, 591 nt
Organism: Sabethes cyaneus
Lineage: Eukaryota; Metazoa; Arthropoda; Insecta; Diptera; Culicidae
Gene: B9d1
Product: B9 domain-containing protein 1
Exons: 1
Coding region: 1-591 (196 amino acids)
Biological process (GO): cilium assembly
Cellular component (GO): MKS complex
Source: RefSeq, a predicted model, not a curated record